UUCCCAGAUAUACGCUUAACUCACACUUCACCUACAACACACUCCAGAGACAUUGCACCAUCAUCACCAUUCGGCAAUAGCUGUACUUGGAAACAAAACAUAAAUAUGAGCUCCGAUCUGUACCGACUAACGGCCACCGAGGUCUUACAAAAGACCAAGGCUGGAGACAUUUCUGUCCAAGACUAUGCGACUUCGCUAUUGAACCGAAUUGCGGCAAGAGAUGACGCUGUUCAGGCUUGGGCAUAUCUCGAUCCAGCAUAUGUAUUGGAGCAAGCAAAAGCACUGGAUGCCAUACCUGCAGCUGAACGAGGGCCUCUACAUGGCGUCGCCAUUGCCGUAAAAGAUGUCAUCUUCACAAAAGACAUGCCAACGCAGUUCAAUUCCCCAGUCUAUACCAACAACGCCCCAAAACUCGAUGCUGGAUCCAUAGUCAUUCUCCGCAAAGCUGGAGCGCUUAUCCUAGGGAAAACCACAACAACAGAAUUCGCCGCAACAACCGUAGGCCCCAAAACCCGCAACCCACAUGAUCCAAACCGCACCCCAGGAGGAUCCUCAUCUGGUUCUGGAGCGGCUGUGGGCGAUUUACAAGCACCUAUCGGUUUAGGCACACAAACAGGCGGUAGCACCAUCCGUCCAGGCUCCUACAAUGGCAUCUACGCCUUCAAGCCGACGUGGAACGCCAUCACGCGCGAAGGCCAGAAGAUCUACGCACUCAUCUUAGACACGCUGGGUCUAUACGCUCGCAGCGUAGCCGAUCUCGAGCUCCUCGCCGACACGUUCGCCAUCUUCGACGAUGUCCCCGCACCGACAAACUUCGCCGUCAAGGGCGCAAAAUUCGCGCUUCUGAAAACAAUGGUGUGGCCAAGUGUCGGUCCGGGAACCACGGCUGCUCUCGAUAAAGCCGCCGAUUUGCUCCGCGCGCAUGGAGCUGAGGUCGAGGAAAUCACUCUCCCGGAGAACUUGGACGAGCUUCCUCAAUGGCACGCCGCGGUCCUCGCGUCGGAAGGCCGCACUGCCUUCUUACCAGAGUAUGCGACGGCUAAAGAUCAGAUAUCGGCGCAGUUGGUCGGCCACGUUGAGAACAGCGAUAAGAUCUCGCGGAAGGCGCAGUUGGAUGCGUUCGACAACAUUGGCGCGGCCCGGCCUGUUGUGGACGAUAUCCUUGGUAGAUAUGCUGCAGUUAUCACCCCUAGUGUCCCCGAUGAAGCGCCUGAAGGGAUCGAGAAGACUGGAAGCGCGGCUUUUUGCUUAAUUUGGACGGCUUUACAUACACCUGUUGUCAAUGUACCAGGCUUCCAGGGAGACCAUGGUAUGCCAAUCGGGGUGUCACUCGUCGCGCCGCGCUACCAUGACAGACGCUUACUCGCAGUGAGCAAGAAAGUGGGCGAGAUCUUUGAGAAAGAAGGAGGGUGGAGUCGAUCGGUAUGA
Messenger RNA from Periconia digitata, 1428 nucleotides. The record is from the annotation of a GenBank genome assembly. Lineage: Eukaryota; Fungi; Ascomycota; Dothideomycetes; Pleosporales; Periconiaceae.